AUGGCCGUAAACGCGUCAACAUUAAGUUUUCCUGAGUUUUCGUCCAAUUUUGGGGAACUUUAUUCAAACACGACAAUUACAACGCGUGCUCCUAGAGAUGGUUACGACGUGCCUGUGUUUGGUCUGGACAAUAACCACUUUGCCUAUUUGCACAUAACAGCACUUUCAUGUAUACUUAUUAGUUUUGCCUUCUCUGUGGUUGUUAUCACACUCUCAUUCCGAUCAUCUAGACAACGAUUUUUUGACUGGACAAAAAGCGAACGUUUCGUUGUUUAUAUGGCAUUAUGUGAUGGACUUUUUAAUCUCGGACAUUCCUUGGACCAUUUGCAUAUUUUCAUUACAAGGGAUCAUGUCAGACCACGUGCACUUUGUAUUUGUUAUGCUUUCGUUAUCGGUGAGUUUAUCUCUGCUCAGAUGCUGAUGGUUAACAUUGUUGCAAUUAACGCUUUUGGUAUGAUAUACCUCAGCAAAGAUAUGAGUUUUGGAAGAUAUGAUUGGAGGCUGCUCUUGUAUACUCUUGGUGUUCCCUUCGUUGUUUAUUUAGUUGCGGCCAUCCUCGGAAAGCUUGGUCCAACAGGAGCUUUUUGCCACUUUGACGCUAUUAAAGGUACAGAUCUGUAUGUAUACUACCUUACCAUGCUCACUUUUGUCGUCGUCGCAGUAAACAGCGCCCUCUAUGUCGCUACCUGGAUCAAGAUUUACAAAGAUAGCAAGGCAUUAGCUGAUGUCCUUGGCGAAUCUGCUCAGUCCAUAAAAAGUAUUCAUAACGCAGCAAAAAACAUGUCACUUUUUGUUGCCGUCUUCUUCGUUCAGUGGUUUUCCUUGGCUGCCUAUUCAAUCACCGCUUUGCUUGGAAAUGUCCCAGAAGUUAUCUUAUACUUAGCAAUUUUCUUUAAUAAUUUUGGCGGAGUACUAAAUGGAAUAGUUUUUAUAAUUAUUAAAAGACGGAAGAGAAAAAAGGCCUUGAGGAAAUCAGAUUUAAGCGAAUCUGUGGCAACAAUUUCCUCAAAGAUUUAA
Mytilus trossulus (common blue mussel) is the source of this 1017-nucleotide messenger RNA. RefSeq lists its product as uncharacterized. Gene Ontology annotation, molecular function: G protein-coupled receptor activity. Gene Ontology annotation, biological process: adenylate cyclase-activating G protein-coupled receptor signaling pathway. The record is from RefSeq and is a predicted model, not a curated record. NCBI's taxonomy places the organism in Eukaryota, Metazoa, Mollusca, Bivalvia, Mytilida, Mytilidae. Gene Ontology annotation, cellular component: plasma membrane. The transcript is spliced from 2 exons. Bases 1 to 1017 code for a protein of 338 amino acids.